Vicia faba (fava bean) is the source of this 2238-nucleotide messenger RNA. NCBI's taxonomy places the organism in Eukaryota, Viridiplantae, Streptophyta, Magnoliopsida, Fabales, Fabaceae. The record is from the annotation of a GenBank genome assembly.
AUGAACGACGCAACCGCUUCGGAGCUGAACAAAUCAGGUAGCGGAGGAUCGGAGCGAGGUGGCGGCGAAGAUAAAGAUAGAGGAAUUUUCGAGUUUUUCGGUUGGGUUUAUCACUUGGGAGUGAAUUCAAUUGGUCGUGAGUAUUGUCAUCUCCGAUUCCUUUUCAUUAGGGGAAAGUAUGUUUCUAUGUACAAGCGUGAUCCUCAUGAAAACCACGCCAUUAAACCUAUUAGGAAAGGAGUUGUAGGACCCACACUAAUGGUGGAGGAGCUAGGUCGGCGAAAAGUCAAUGAUGGGGAUCUUUAUGUUUUACGAUUUUACAAUCGAUUAGAUGAGGCCAGAAAGGGAGAAAUUGCUUGUGCUACAGCUGGGGAUGCCCGGGGAUGGAUAGAAGCAUUUGAUCAUGCUAAGCAACAGGCUGAGUAUGAAUUGUCCCAAGGUGGUAGUGCCAGAGACAUACUAAACAUGGAUGCCGAGAUCAAUCUUGAAGGACACCGGCCUAGAGUGAGGCGGUAUGCCCAUGGAUUAAAGAAGCUAAUAAGAAUUGGUCAAGGCCCAGAGACACUGUUACGGCAAUCGUCAAAGUUGGCUGGUAGGGCAGACGGGUUUGAAGGGGAUAAUGGAGACACAGUUGAAGCACAUCAAUGGAGAUGUGUUCUUACUGUGGCUGGAAUUAGAAUUUUUGAGGAUGUUUCUGAUCACAAGAAUGGUAAGGGUGUUCUUGCAAAGUCUGUUGGUGUUAUUGAUGCAACUGCAGAUACUGUUUUUGAAGUGCUUUUCAAUACUGAACGACAAAAAAGAUACGAGUGGGAUAUGUUAUUUUGUGACUUAGAGCGUGUAGAUUCUAAUGAUGGACAUUAUGACGUUGUUUACGGGACAUAUGAUCCUAAGUAUCUAUCCCGGUGGCAUCCAAAGCAAGAUUUUGUCUUCUCUAGGCAAUGGUUUCGUGGACAAGACGGAGCAUACACAAUCUUGCAAUUUCCAGCUAUACAUAAGAACAAGCCUCAAAGAUCUGGUUAUCGACGUGCAAAAAUUAAUCCAUCUACUUGGGAGAUCAGAAAUUUAAACACACCUAUGGCAUCAAAUAGUCCAAGAUGUCUAGUGACCCACACUUUAGAAAUACAUUCUGCAUCCUGGAAUCGAUGGAGGAACAAACAGUGCUCAAAAUUUGAGAGGAGCAUUUCUUAUGCGUUACUGUGCCAAGUGGCAGGUCUAAAGGAAUACAUAGCAGCCAAUCCAGCACUCCACCAAGAAAAUGCCACCACAAUAGUUCACUCUAAAAUAUCUGAUUCUUCCAUUUCCAGUUCUGAAUAUGAGGAUGAAGUACAAGAUGAGUUUUAUGAUGCAAUUGCUGCUGAAUCAUCGUCAUCAGGUGAAGAAAGUGAUGACGAGGAGAAGCAUGAUCAGAAGGAGUCAAGAGUCAAAUUAAAGAAUGUUUCAUGGGCAAUCACAUCCUUAGCUUUGAAGCGAACUGCAGCUCCUGAUCUAAGCGGAGAACUGGAUCCUCGUGUCACUCCUAUCACGUUCCAUCCGAGCGAUAUACAUGGUUCUUUGGGCAAAGGAAUGGAUGACAAGGACACAAACUGUUGGACUUCUCCUAGUGGAAAAGGAUUUAUGAUUAGAGGAAAGAACUAUCUUAAAGAUAACUCUAAGGUAGUUGGAGGAGAUCCUCUUCUCAAGCUCAUAGCAGUAGAUUGGUUUACAGUCAACAAAUCUGUCGAUAGAAUUGCCCUGCAUCCUAAGUGUUUGGUUCAGUCAGAAGUUGCCAAAAAGCUUCCAUUUAUCCUUGUCAUCAAUCUCCAGGUUCCUGCUAAACCAAACUACAGUCUGGUUCUAUAUUAUGCAGCUGAUAGGCCGAUAAAUAAAAAAUCUCUGUUGGCUAAGUUUGUUGACGGAAGUGAUGUGUUUCGGGACUCAACAUUCAAACUUAUUCCAAGUAUAGUCGAGGGAUAUUGGAUGGUCAAGAGGGCUGUUGGAACCAAAGCUUGCCUGUUAGGUAAAGCUGUGACUUGUAAAUACUUCAGACAAGAUAACUUUUUGGAGAUUGACGUGGACAUUGGAUCAUCCUCUGUAGCUAGAGGUGUCAUUGGCCUUGUUCUAGGAUAUGUUACAAGCCUAGUCGUCGACCUUGCCAUUUUGAUAGAGGCACAAGAAGAGGCGGAGCUGCCAGAAUACAUUCUUGGAACUGUCCGAUUAAACCGUUUGAAGCUUGAAUCUGCCAUACCAUUGGAGGUUUAA